CCGGAAGAAGCUCAGCUCACUAAUCGCGAUGCUUGCCGCGAAGCUCCUGGGCGCCGCCCGCCACGCGCGUCCGCAGAUGGCAGUGAUGACCGUUGCUCGUACGGGUAGCUCGUUUCUGCAGCCGAUGACGACGCGUCUGCUGCACACCUCGCGUCCCAUAUUGGCCCAAUCGUUCGACGACAGCGGAAUGCCCCGCCUUCAGGACACGCCCGUCAACAUUGGCGUGCUGAUCGUGCCGCAACAGCGCGCGUGGGUCGUGGAGCGCUUCGGUAAGUUCCACGAUGUGCUGACGCCCGGACUACACUUUUUGAUCCCAAUGGUGGAUCGCAUCGCAUAUGUACACUCGCUGAAGGAGGAGGCGAUUAAGAUCCCAGGCCAGACGGCCAUCACACGUGACAACGUGACUAUCAACAUCGACGGUGUGCUGUAUGUCAAGAUCAUCGACCCGUACAACGCCAGUUAUGGCGUCGAGGACCCGCUCUACGCUGUGACGCAGCUGGCGCAGACCACAAUGCGCUCUGAACUCGGUAAGAUCACGCUGGACAAGACCUUCGAGGAGCGUGAGUCGCUCAACCUGAGCAUCGUGGAGGCUAUUAACCAGGCCUCCGAGGCGUGGGGCAUCAAGUGUCUGCGAUACGAGAUCCGGGAUAUCGCCCCUCCUCGCAGCGUCAAGGCAGCAAUGGACAUGCAGGCUGAAGCCGAGCGUCGGAAACGUGCCGAGAUCCUGGACUCGGAGGGUGAACGUCAAGCGUACAUUAAUGUGGCCGAAGGUAAGAAGCGUGCUGCAGUCUUGGAGGCAGAAGGUGCGGCUGCUGCCAUUCUGGCCAAAGCCAACGCGUCCGCUGGUGCUAUUCAGCGACUCUCGAGCGCUAUUCAGGAGACAGGUGGACGUGACGCAGUAGCACUCCAGGUGGCGGAGAAGUACGUGGAUGCCUUUGGCAACAUCGCCAAGGAAGGCACGACUGUGCUGCUGCCGGCCAACACCAACGACCCUUCUAGUAUGGUGGCGUCGGCGCUCUCCAUUUUCGGAAAUAUUCAGAAGAAAAACACCAAGGAGGCUGCUCGUAUUGCUGGCAAGACAGACAGUCAGAGCAGUCCGGACGGCGAACUUGGCGAGUACACUUUGGACAGUAUCGACCCGGACACAGCCAAGAACUAA
Messenger RNA from Phytophthora infestans T30-4, 1159 nucleotides. RefSeq names its product stomatin-like protein. The coding region runs from base 29 to 1159 and encodes 376 amino acids. NCBI's taxonomy places the organism in Eukaryota, Oomycota, Peronosporomycetes, Peronosporales, Peronosporaceae. Gene Ontology annotation, cellular component: membrane. The transcript has 2 exons. The record is from RefSeq and is a predicted model, not a curated record.